Molecule: messenger RNA, 183 nt
Organism: Cladocopium goreaui
Lineage: Eukaryota; Dinophyceae; Suessiales; Symbiodiniaceae
Source: the annotation of a GenBank genome assembly
AUGGAAGGUGCCUCCAGCUUCCAGUCAAGCCAACCCUGCCAUGCACAGUACGGCGAGCAUUGGGGCGAGGGCGCAGCCCGAUGUUUUAGUUUGGAAGCUGACAUCUUGGAUGAGGACCACGCGGUUCGCCUGAUGCCAGUGCCAGACAGCUUUGCCGGGCGCACAAUUUUGGUUGGUGAUUAA